GGUAGACCACACCUCGUCAUUAUAUAACCUUCCAGUAAUUAAACUUGUUACUGUCCGUCUCUAACGCGACAAGUCUUUCGGUGGGUAGUGCUCGAUGGGUGUGGUUGGUGGAUGCUCCCGAAUUCCAUUAUUACUCACCAACAACUCCGAUAUAUCCCCAUAUUCAGCAGAUUCAUAGUACUGCUUCCAUCAUCUAUUUACCUCUUUUUUUGGCUGAUUCAUUCAUUUUCCAUUGUGUAAUCUCUGGUCUGCAUCUGUCAUCACGACUCGCACUUCUCGCAUUUCACUCCGCCAGCUCCUGUGUGGUUGGUUUGGUUGGUUUGGUUGGUUUUCGUGUGUAGUGUGUGCCAUAAAUAGACAACAGCCGUUUAGUAAAAUUAGUGAAAUUAAUGCGUGAAAUUGUAAAGUGGAAAGUUGGAAGUUAGUAUUUAUCAAAGUUGGACUGGAUCAGUGGUCAUCGAAAUUAAACUUCUUAAUCUUAAUCUCAAUUAAAAUCUCAAACGUCAAGACAAGAGUCUAAAUUUUGUAAAAUGCCACCCAAACAAAUGCCUGCCUCGUUGCAUAAAGUCAUCAUGGUGGGGUCGGGAGGAGUUGGUAAAUCUGCUCUCACUCUUCAGUUUAUGUAUGACGAAUUCGUUGAGGACUACGAGCCCACGAAGGCGGAUUCUUAUCGGAAAAAGGUUGUGUUGGAUGGGUUAUUAAUUCUCAGGGAAGAAGUUCAAAUCGAUAUCCUCGACACUGCUGGACAAGAAGACUACGCCGCCAUACGAGACAACUAUUUUCGGUCUGGGGAAGGAUUUCUUUGCGUCUUUUCGAUCACAGACACUGACUCAUUCCAUGCCAGCCAAGACUUUAGGGAGCAAAUUCUCCGCGUCAAGGGUGACGACACGGUGCCCUUUCUCCUCGUUGGGAACAAGUGUGACUUGGACGAGCGGCGUAAAAUCAAUCGGGAAGACGCCGAGGCACGCGCCGCCCAGUGGAAGGUGCCCUAUGUGGAAACCUCGGCGAAAACGAGGGGCAACGUCGACAAAGUGUUUUUUGACCUCAUGCGUGAAAUCCGGGUGCGAAAGAGUGACGGAGGUGGGGCAGAGGCGACGGAAGGUGGAAAGAAGAAACGCCGCAGAAUAAAGUGUUCCAUUUUGUAGAGAAUUUGAUUUCUAACUAACUUGAUACUGAUGAGUCUUACGAUAAGCUUUGUAGGUAGCUUUUUCACGUCUUUCCUCCUCCUCCGGUUAAUAUAUUAUUAUUUUUUGUUAUGAAUUUGUUAUGUGUGUUGCCAUUUUUGUGAAAUGAAAAAAUAAAAUAAAAUAUGAUAAGUUGUUCAUUGAAA
This is a messenger RNA of Folsomia candida, 1330 nucleotides long. RefSeq names its product ras-related protein Ral-a (gene Rala). Gene Ontology annotation, cellular component: plasma membrane. The transcript is spliced from 6 exons. NCBI's taxonomy places the organism in Eukaryota, Metazoa, Arthropoda, Collembola, Entomobryomorpha, Isotomidae. The coding region runs from base 531 to 1145 and encodes 204 amino acids. Gene Ontology annotation, molecular function: GDP binding; GTPase activity; GTP binding. The record is from RefSeq and is a predicted model, not a curated record. Gene Ontology annotation, biological process: Ras protein signal transduction.